This is a messenger RNA of Spinacia oleracea (spinach), 1176 nucleotides long. Its product is annotated as F-box/kelch-repeat protein At3g23880-like. The transcript has a single exon. Lineage: Eukaryota; Viridiplantae; Streptophyta; Magnoliopsida; Caryophyllales; Amaranthaceae. Gene Ontology annotation, molecular function: protein binding. Bases 1 to 1176 code for a protein of 391 amino acids. The record is from RefSeq and is a predicted model, not a curated record.
AUGAGAAAUCACAAGGAGAUAAGAAAAUCAGACUCAGAGUAUAUACCGUUACAUUUAUGCGAAGAGAUACUCGCAAGGCUCCCGGUAAAAGACCUAUUAAGAUUCAGGUAUGUCUGUAAAUCUUGGUGUUCAAUUAUCGAUUCGUCCGUAUUCACUUAUAUGCAUCUUAAACUCUACAAAAACAACAAUCAUCAUGAGAACAAUCUUGUAUUAUGUUCAGAAUACAAUCAGAAACAAAAAACUCUUUAUCUUCGUCGCAUCAACACGUUUCGUCAAAUUGGUGAACGAAUUGAAACUCAUCAAAAUAGCUUGCUUAGAGGGAGUUGUAAAGGGUUAUUGUUGACAGAAAAAGAAGAUAUGAGACUAUGGAACUUCUCUAUAAGAAAGUUCCUUAUCCUUCCGCAUUGCCCUAUUCAGGACAAUGUUACAUAUGUUGUACUAGGGUUUGCCCCUUCGACUAAUGACUAUAAGGUUGUUGCCUUUACGUAUGAUUCAAUGGCCGUUUAUUCACUUCAUGAUCACCGAUGGAAGGUAAAGAACAACAUGACGAUUAUGAACCCUAUGUGGCAUGUACGACCAAAAUUAUAUUAUAAGGAUGUUAUUUUUGUAGAAAAUGCGGUUUACUGGUUUGAAUUUAGUAAUCGUUUUAAAGAAGAAUACCAACAAAAUCAUAUUGUUUCGUUUGAUUUUGAUGUGGAAGCAAUUAACCUUUUGGUACUACCGGAUAAGAUCAUUGGGAAAGAAAUAAUAGCUAGGUUUUUAUGCAGCAUAAAUGAUUUGUUAGCAGUUUUUUGCGUGUCUAUCGAAAGCACAUGUAUAUGGAUACUCGAAAAAGAUCGUGGCAACGGUAAGGCACCGUGGAGGCAAUGGCAUUCUGGAGAAACAAAUGUUGAUUUUUGCGAGUUAAUUCAUAGAUAUUAUUUACAUUCAAAUAUUCUUUAUCUCCAAGACAUUAACACAUUUUUUAUAGGGUUCAAUGGUCAAUUGAUAUCUUAUAAUAUCAAAAAUAAUAAAUUUCAGUAUGUGAUGAAAAAGUUUUACGGAGAUGUUGAUACUUAUGUGGAGAGCUUAGUAUCUCACACAGAUUCAAAAUGGAGCGACGCGUACAUUCGUCCCCGGAAGGUGAGAAAGAAUAGUAGGCAGAUGCAAAUCCAGCAAGAUCAGAAUGCAAGUUAA